AUGUCCAGUGAGUUGCAGCCCAGCUCGAGGCCGGACGACAGUCCCAACACCAGUGGAGGCAGCUGGGACACAGAGCAGAGAGAGGUGGCCCCUCUGAGUCAGGAGCAGGCUCAGGAGAGGGAUCAGACAACGCCCAAGAAGAAAGAGGCCAAGAUAUCCAGCAAGACCGCUGCCAAGCUCUCCACCAGCGCCAAGAGGUAGAGCUGUAAUUCUCUCUAUUCUGUAGGUUGUGUAAUUACGUGUCCUUGAUGGUCUUGUUCAAAUACAAUAGGCAGGUAGCGUAUUUAUGUUUUUUGUGGAAUUUCUUUGGACUACACAGUAUAUACUGUACAUGCACCAUUCUGAGCCAAGAAUGUACUUCAUAAACAGUAUAAUACGGAGAUGAUAUUGACUCAGAUGCACCUUGAAGCAGUGGGUUUAUUAUAACCAUCAAUGGGUUAUUAUGAAAUUCAAUGGUCUGUGGGACAUAAAAAAAAUAAAAGUGUUGGUGUCACAGAGAGAGUGCCCAUGGAUGCGUGAACAUGAGCGAGGGAGGCCUGCAUGUUCUGUAAUUGGUCCAUUUCCCCCUGGAUUCCCUCGUUCAUUCCCUCGUUUAUUCCUCCCUCCAUCCUUUCUUAACAGCCUGCAGCCUCACCAGGUAAAAUAUGCCACCUCAGGAGAAAAUACUGUAGAUGAAAUUACAGAGCGUACUGUGCAUUCAAGCCUGGGAACAACUUACUCCAUAACUGUGGUGAAUGUAUUACAGUUAUACAGCCACUUGCAGAAAUAUGUAUUUUCCCACUGUCUGUACUGAAUAGUAGGGCACAAUGAUUUACCCUCAGUCGCCUCUCAUCAUGAACCAGAGAGUUUAUUAUUAAUACAAGCACACACAGAGGAGAUGAGGGGAUCUGCUGUCGUUUGUUCUGCCCUUGCUCACUCGCUCUAUGAGGUGUGGUGCCUACCUGUCAGCACUCGUGUGUGUGUGUGUGUGUGUGUGUGUAUGCGUGCGCACACCUCCGUGGUGUGGCAUUUGGAGAGGAACGAGGGAACGAGUCGACAGGGAUGACAGGUGAAAUUAACAAAAGGACCACCUGAGGUUCUCUCCCGCUCUGAGCGGUGAUGGUAGUGGUGUAGUGGUGGUGAACGGUGGGGUGCCAUUUCUACUGAUGUUGUGACGCUUCCCUAUCUCCUGAUAUUGGAAGGCUGCUUGUCGUUGUCCUCCCCCAUGGCUGCAGCUGUCUAUUUGUAUUGCUCAUCUUGCAGAUAGUAACAACAGUUGUUGCGAGCAUUGUGAAUAGAUGAUUUAGGGCCAGGGGCCGUAUGAAGCGUCUCAGACUAGGAUCAGUUUUAGAUCAUAAUGAAUCAGAUUGUUAUGGACAGGGAGGACCUCAUUUACAUCAACACCCCUACUCUGAGACGCUUUAUACAUUCAGGAACCAGGCUUAUAUUUCAAAAUCUGUAGGUUUAUGAAUAUUAAUGCGAGUAGAAGGGUUUGGAAGCAAAAUUAUUUUCCAAUCGUUUAGUUCUGAACAGAACUAUUCUUUUUUCGUUCUGUUCCACUGUGCCGAACAGAAAAAUAAAGAUCUGAACCAGUUCGAACGGUUUAUAUUGUUCCUUUCUGCUCCUUUUUAAACCUCUGAAAUCAACAUGAAAUGACUUCACCAAUCAGUGCGAAUAGAGCAGCAAGCUAUAACUAGUUGUUUACAUACAUUGGACAGACAAGUGUAGGGUGCGAGGUGCGACUGAAAUGUUGCGGGUGGGGAGAAAGCGAGAGAUGGUGGAGGAGGAGGCUUGGCUUGAAGCACUGGGCAUCUUGUUAUGACAUGCAUUAUCUGAAUUAGGCCCACAGAAUUAUACCUACGGAGGAGCGACUUCUAUGAAUGAACUUUGAAUGUCUUUGAACUUCCAAGAGAAUAAGCUUGUGUGUGCAGAGUGGCAACACAAUUAAAAUAAAAACAUGUCUUACCUUUUUGUUGUUAAUAAAUCCAAUGUGAAACGGGAUAACUAUAGUAUCCUUCAUUAUUAUUGAAAAAGUUUAUCCAUUCUUCUCUAAUUAAAGAUCUCUCUCCCUAAUUUCUCAAUCACGUUUUUAACGUCAGUAGGCACACACACUGCUAAAGAUUUUCAGCUGGCAGGCAGACACUGGAAUAAGUUUCUGAGUGACAGAGUGAGGGCUUUGCAUAGGUGCUUUGUUGCGUUUUUUGUGGACCUGGGGAAAAAAUGGCAAUAACGUUAUUAACCGGUUCCCAUGCUUUUAAAAGAACGCGGAACAGUAGAGAUCACUUUCGAGAGAGAGAGAGAGAGAGAGAGACAGAGAGAGAGAGAGAGAGAUAGAGAGAGAAGAGAGAGAGAGAGAGAGAGAGAGAGAGAGAAGAAGAGAAGAGAGAUAGAGAUGAGAGAUGAGACCGAUAGAUGCUAGAGAGCUCUCUCUCUCUCUCUCUCUCUCUUCUCUAUCUCGUCUCUCGUCUCUCUCUCUUCUCUCUCUCUCUCGCUCUCUCUCUCUCUCUCCUGCUCUCUCUCCUCUCUCAUGAGAGAGAGAGAGUGUCUAUAAUACACCGGCUAGCUAGUAUGUCGCGUGUGUGUGUAUGGCAUUACGUAUAUAUAAUCUGUGUGUAAUGUAUAUAAAGUGUGUGUGUAUAACAUGUGUGUUCCUCCUUAUUCCCCAGGAUUCAGAAGGAGCUGGCUGAGAUAACCUUGGACCCGCCACCUAACUGCAGGUAGAAGCUUGUUCAUUGUCUGUUUUAUGACGGUCUGUGCUUGAGUGUUUGUGUGUGCACGUCUUUGUGCGUAAGCCUGUUCAUUGUCUGUGUUGCGCCUGUUUUAUGUAUCUGUGACACCUGAGGCACUCUGUUAGUCUGUGCUAUGCAUGGCGGAGAAGGAAAGGGGAUUGUGAAGGUGCUGUGCUGGCUGAGUCAGUCAGAUGAACGGUAUACAGAUAGGUACAUUACUGCGGUGCUGCCUGCAUUUACAAUGCCAUUUGUCUGUUUGUUGGGCUGACUGUGAGAUUAAACGACCUAUUCAGAGAUGUGCGAGUGGUGAGUCACAGCAAAAGUAGAAAGAGAAGUGAUUGACCUGAUUGGCCAGCAAGUUCACUACUGGGAUCACUUUGCUGGGAUCACUCUAGUAAUGUUGCUUGCCGCUGCCACGUUUGCUCCGACUCCUGCGGCUGGGAAAGGCACUCGUUCAACUUUUCAAUGCACAAACACACUAGCUGAGCAUUUAUCGUUUAUUUUACACUAAGUCAUAGUGGUGGGGGGCCACGAUGCUACAACACACACCUGUCAAUCAAGGGUUUCUGUGGGUUUUCAUUGUGUGGGUCUGUUGUUGGAGAGAGCUGAAAAAGGUGAAGGUGUGGGUGAUUGAGAGAAAAUCAACUUCACGACUAAAACCACUCCCGUGACGGUUCUAAAACCAUUUCCCCCUGGAGCGUUAGAGUGUGUGUGUAACCCUCAGCCCCAGAUACGGAGAAUCUCAAUGAAGCAUGCUAUUAUAUUCACUGACAAAGGGCUAAAGGGAGACGGGGGAAAAUUGAUUUCAGACAUUUGUUUUGAAAAUGACAUUUGUAUGAAAACAGGUUAUUUGAAGAAUGUCCAUUCUGAAAUCAGUUUCAUGACGAAUGGAUUCACUUAGGCGUCAGGCAGCGGCAGUUUGGUCACCCCAGAGAUGUGUGUGUGUUUGAGAUGAGUGAAGAAUUGGCCACAGACUGCUGGACUAUCUUUCAGUACAGAGCACUGUGAGGGAGCUCUGACACACUUGAGUUGUAGAUUUCUGUAUUGAAUCCCCUUGGGGUGUUUGGUUCAUUCCUACCAAAACAGGCCCAAGCUCCCCUCCAAGUCUUCUAUAAACCCAUGUGGAGUUUUCUAGUGUUUGGUUUGUAAAUGCUGACACAACAAUAUAACACUUCAACAUGCAUUUUGUGAGAUAAAAGCAAUGAGCGUGAAUAAUAUUUUUCAUAUAUGGAUGUAAUACCCCAUUAGGAUCAUUUAUGGUAGCCUACGCAGUACAUUAGAGGAUAUGAGGCUAAUUUCCUCUUGGUUUGUGCUGUAUUCCUUUAAUAGUGCUACGAGUAGAAACAUCCACCAUCUGUUUAUCAAAGGCUGUGUGUGUUCUGCCUGCCCUCACCGACUAAUUGAUGUGACAACAGUGUUAAACGUCUCUGUAGAGGAGGACGGGGCGGGUGAGAGGUGUGAGAUGUGAGGGAGUGGACACUGUAGGACACACAGCUCAUUAGCUUCUCUUUGUUUUUCCUCCAUCCUUUCUUCUCCUUCGGCAGCGAAACGCUUCUGCUCUUCCUCCUCAUUUCAAUAAAACAUUCUCUCGCUUUCUUGCGUUCUCCCUUUCUUUCUCUCACCCCACCCUCAGUCUGUUUUUUAUCCCUAUUUUAACGAGAGGAGAGGGAGUAGUGAUGCUUUCCCCUUGGGAAAAUAAAACAGAUCAAACUUUCAUCGAAAAGGGUCUCAUUUGAAGAACGUAUUUGGCAACAUGUUGAAAGGAAGCAGGCCAAGCAGGAAGGAUGUGGAGGAUAUAUUAUGGGAUGCUAUGGGGAUAUUUUCUCUUGUUUAAUCAUCUUUGUCAGCUGAGCAGAGAGUAAUUAAUUGAAUGUGACAAGCACUCUGCAAGGCUAUGUAAAUACCCCCUCAACAGACACAUUAUAUUGCCUCACUGCUCAACACGCCUUUUUACCUCUGUGUGUGUGUGUGUGUGUGUGUGUGUGUGUGUGUGUGUGUGUGUUUGUUAAUUACCAUAUCCUUUCAUGAUGGUCCUGGCAGCGUUUUGAUAAGAAUCCCCCGUUGGCAGAAGGAAACAAUGUGGAUCCCUUGGCAGAUUGGCCAUGCUUUCUUUCUUUCUUUCUUUCUUUCUUUCUUUCUUUCUUUCUUUCUUUCUUUCUUUCUUUCUUUCUUUCUUUUCUUUCUUCCUCCCACUCUCUGCCACUACUCCCCUCUCUUUCUCUCUAUCCCUCCCUCCUUCCCUCCAUUCCUCCAUAAUCCCAGGAACAUUGUGUGCUAGCGUGUUGUUCCAGAGUAAUUCAUUCUAAAUGAAGACCAGUAAUCAUCUCCAGACAUCACAGUGGUGACUGAUGAAGUGAUGAGGUGGAAUAGAAGGUAUUGAUGCGUAUCGUAACGGGGAACUACAGAAGGAGAAAAUAUCUAAUUCCACACUGUGAUUAUCAGGGCGGUGGUAAUGUGUGAUUGACUAAUACAUGCCUCAAUUUGCUUGGCAAUGUAAUUGACUUACAGCAGUCUCUCUCCCGGUUUCAGACAUAAUCCAAUAUGAGCAUUCAGAUGUGAUUAUUAUCAUCUUGUGUAUAUAUACUGUAGAUGAAGAUGGUACAGAAGGCUGGAAACGGCUUGGUUAGCUUUUUCAGAGAUAGGCAAAGACUUGACGAAGACCUAAGGCUGGAAACAAUAUCAAUAAAGCAUAGGGGAGGCAGGAAGCAUACAUCCCAGUGUGCAGAGUCUUUUUAACCCUUUGCUGAGCUUUUUCAGAGAUACACAGAUUUCAUACAUAACAUGAACAGAGGCUGCUGUGGAGCCCUCCUGUUUCUGGGUCUGAGUGAUGUGAGGUGAGGUGAAGGUCACCUGUGUUUUCUGGCAAGAGGUUGUUAACCAGUCUUUGUCUAGGCUGAGUAGAGGGCUGUCUGACCUUGUAGUGCUUCUACUAAAGGCGUCCUCAACUGUAGGGAUUCUUCAAUAAAGUCUUUGUUGUCGUUUAAUGAGAGAAGACUUGUUUUUUCAUGCAUAUUUUUUUCAUUGAGAAAUACUGCACCAAACAUCUGAGUUAGAUGUAAAAUUGUGCGACUAAGAUAUCCUCGGCAAAAACGUAAAAAUUUAUGACAGAUUUCUUGAGUUGUCGUAGAUUAAUUCGGACUAUUUUGAGGAACUGUAUACUGCCUACGGCGUCUCAAAUAGGACAAACAGUACUAUUGCCUCUUCUUUCUUGUUUUCAAGCAAAGGUCUUUUAAGGGAGUAUGCGAGAACACUCGUUUGGUUCGGCUAGCCGACUUCCGCUAGCCACCAGCCGAACUGAAGCAUGCUGAUGCCUUGAGGGAGGAGAGGACAGAGGAAAGAGAAGAGGGAGGAGAGGACAGAGGGAGGAGAGGAGAGGAGGGAGGGGAGAGGAGGGUGGAAAGGAUGAGGGAUGGAGAAGUAGGGAGGGGUAUUGGGGAGGUAUUCCCGCUGACAAGGAAGAAGGAGAGGAGGGGAGGGGGGAGGGAGGCUAGAGGAUGUUCUUUUUUCUUUCCUUUGGCGCGGAUCUUCGUCGUUUCUUCCUGCUCUUCGCUUCUCUUUUGCUUGAGAGAGCUUUGGAUUUGCUCUUUUUCUCUUCCUUUUUUCGUUCCGUACAGAGGAGGAGCAUGGAAGUUUUGGUUUUCGUUAGAGGAGGGUUGCUGUCACGGUUGUCGGUUGGCGGGAGGAUCGGACCGAGGGGGAGGAGGGUGGAGAAGACAGAGGGGGCUUAGAAUAGAACAGGAAGUCAGUGUUUUGAUUAUCAGAGGGGGGAGAAGGGGGGUUCUGAUUGGUGUGGUGUAGUAGCAAUAUGUCACAUUCCAUGUCUCUGGCACUCAUCAUACAUACCAAACAGUCAUUUGAACUGCUCUCAGGUGGAAAGUGGUAUACAUGUAUAAAUAGAACACACUCGCAUAUCAACAUGAUCAAGUGUUGCUUUUAUUAAAAACUGUCAGUAUAAGAAUUGAAUAUGAAGAGUGUUUACUUGGCAGAUAGUGAAUGAGUGGAGUCUGUUAUUGAGUCCUGCGUACGGCUGCCAGUCAGCUAUUUCUUCAGGUCAAUUCAUAUUAAUUGAGUUUUUAUGGCUAAAACAAAAAACCAGCAGCAAGCCAACCAGGCAAUCCCAGAGUCAACAGGGAGACUAAAAGUUCAAGCACUUAGUCGUUUUUAACGAGAGAAGAACAUCAUUGUAAAAAUGACUCUGUCAGCCACCCAGAGAGAGAGAGAGAGAGAGCAUUAGAGAGUGCUAGAGAAAGAGAGAUGAAUUAAACAGUCAAUUUGGUAGCAUUGGAGUGCAAAUGCUAUUGUUAUGAUAUGCUUAGCAUUCCACGUUCCACAUCAUUGGGCUCGCUCUCUCAGCUAAGAGGAUAGGAUGUUAUUGCCAGAGAAUUCUAAUAGAAUUCCAUCAGAGGGAGUAAUAUGUCACCACAAAUCCAUGAAUAAGUAACAUGUUUUAAAUGGUUUUUAUGACUCUUCAUGGAAAGUCUCAUGGGGUGCUUUAUGUCUAGAGAGUUCAAGGGGAUGUUUGGAGACUAGCCUCUCCUUUUGGUUGUACCAGUCUCUUUUAUUUGAAUUUGGAGGGGAGGGGAGAGAGGGAGAGAAUGUAGUCAUAGUUCCAUCUGGUCCACAGAAGCCAAGAGAGGCCCAGGGAGAUUCCUCCACUUGCUGUGAGCUCACACUAUGGAUCUAAUUACCCUCAGCUGGGUGUAGGGCCUUUCUCUUCUUUGCUCUUCUGUUCUCUUUUCACAGACACGCUACAUGUCUUUAUCUUCUCUCACACUCUUCACUCCCCCGCUAUGCUUCUUCUCACACGCUACAGAUCCUAAUUUCACCAUUAUCAUUUCUAAUUCACCAAUCUCCUUGCUUGCCUUUAUGUCUGUCUGCUCUGCCGUUAGACACAGCUGAUUUAAAGCCUGGCUCUGACGAAAGGGAGUUAUGUGACUGAUGUCACCAGUGUUGUUAUGAGAGAUGCUCAUCGUGUCUCUGUGUUGGGUGAGUGAUUAGCCCCUCAUUAACAGGCUGCCUGCAGUAUCCUUUGGUAGUCCAUGUACACACACACACAUCAUCAUCAUUUUAUUGGCCACAGAGUCAUAUUUGGCUUAUACUGUCUACUUGUAAAAGUGUGUGUAUUGAGGAAAUGAUUACAGGCUGAGGUAGAGAAAGAAGGUAACAGAGCACACUUGAUGAUAGUAGUCUAAAUGUAUAGAGCCAUUUCUGUUGUCAACUAUCUGGCUUCCCCACUGGCUUUAACAGCCAAAAUCUCAACACAGCGAUAAACACACAGCAAGAUGACUAAGGCUGUCCUGGCUGGGCGUCUCUCUCUAUAUCUGCCUCUGUUGUUGUUGUUACAGCUGUACUCAACAAACCAGUUGCGAGGGUAGAUGGACAGAGGCGUGCUGCCUCCCGGCCGAGCAAUGCCAGCAACGUCCCUGUACUGUGACAUAAUACAUGGCUCCUGGACGGGAGAGCAGGCUGGAGGGAAGGCACAGUACGGAUGGAUCAAAUAAAAUCAAAAUGUAUUUGUCACUGUCAAGAUGUCAAUGUGAUGCGGUAGGAUGAAGUCAGGCGCAGGACACAGAGCUAAUCGAAAACGUACUUUACUCAUAGGUAACGUAAAAAACAUAACCUCCACGCAGGGAGGAAACAAACCCGCUCACCAGACGACAACCAAACAUGAACAAACACGCACAGCAUACAGUGGGAGCCAGAGGGUUAAAUAGGGAAGUAAUCAAUACCUAAUGGGAACCAGGUGUGAACAAUAAAGACAAGACAAGUAGAACACAGAAACAUAGAUCGGCAGCAGCUAGUACUCCGGUGACGACGAACGCCGAAGCCUGCCCGAGCAAGGAGGAGGAGCAGCCUCGGCUGAAUCCGUGACAGUCACAUGCUUCGUAAACAACAGGUGUAGACUAACAGUGAAAUGCUUACAUACAGGUCCUUUCAAACAAUGCAGAGAAAGAUAAAAAUAAUAAAUAGAAGUAGUGACACAAGGAAUAAGUAACUAAUAACUAAUAAAAAUAACCAGUAAAACAUGGCUAUAUACAGGGAGUACCAGUACCGAGUCGAUAUGAUAAAAUGGUCAGGUCUGUUUUCUUAGUGAACCGAGGUCUAAAACUGACGUGUGGUUUUAGCAAUAGUGCUCAGAGGGCCUGAAUGCACCCAGGCUACUUGUACCCAUGCAUAUCCCACAAUAUAUGCCACCAGAGGUCUCUUCACAAUCCCCAAGUCAAGAACAGACUAUGGGAGGCGCACAGUACUAUGUAGAGCCAUGGCUACAUGGAAUUCUAUUCCACGUCAGGUAACUGAUGCAAGCAGUAGAAUCAGAUUUUAAAAAACAGAUAAAAAUACACGUUAUGGAACAGCGGGGACUGUGAAGAGACACACACACAGGCACAAACACACGCAUACACAUACACGUGAUAAGACACGCACUCUGCACACACGUACACAUUGAUUUUGUAUUGUAGAUAUGUGGUAGUAGAGUAGUGGCCUGAGGGAACAUACUUAAUGUGUUGUGAAAAGUGUUAUGAAGUGUAAUGUGAUGUAAUACACUGCUCAAAAAAAUUAAGGGAACACUUAAACAACACAAUGUAACUCCAAGUCAAUCACACUUCUGUGAAAUCAAACUGUCCACUUAGGAAGCAACACUGAUUGACAGUAAAUUUCACAUGCUGUUGUGCAAAUGGAGUAGACAACAGGUGGAAAUUAUAGGCAAUUAGCAAGACACCCCCAAUAAAGAAGUGGUUCUGCAGGUGGUGACCACAGACCACUUCUCAGUUCCUAUGCUUCCUGGCUGAUGUUUUGGUCACUUUUGAAUGCUGGCGGUGCUUUCACUCUAGUGGUAGCAUGAGACGGAGUCUACAACCCACACAAGUGGCUCAGGUAGUGCAGCUCAUCCAGGAUGGCACAUCAAUGCGAGCUGUGGCAAGAAGGUUUGCUGUGUCUGUCAGCGUAGUGUCCAGAGCAUGGAGGCGCUACCAAGAGACAGGCCAGUACAUCAGGAGACGUGGAGGAGGCCGUAGGAGGGCAACAACCCAGCAGCAGGACCGCUACCUCUGCCUUUGUGCAAGGAGGAGCAGGAGGAGCACUGCCAGAGCCCUGCAAAAUGACCUCCAGCAGGCCACAAAUGUGUCUGCUCAAACGAUCAGAAACAGACUCCAUGAGGGUGGUAUGAGGGCCCGACGUCCACAGGUGGGGGUUGUGCUUACAGCCCAACACCGUGCAGGACGUUUGGCAUUUGCCAGAGAACACCAAGAUUGGCAAAUUCGCCAUUGGCGCCCUGUGCUCUUCACAGAUGAAAGCAGGUUCACACUGAGCACAUGUGACAGACGUGACAGAGUCUGGAGACGCCGUGGAGAACGUUCUGCGGCCUGCAACAUCCUCCAGCAUGACCGGUUUGGCGGUGGGUCAGUCAUGGUGUAGGGUGGCAUUUCUUUGGGGGGCCGCACAGCCCUCCAUGUGCUCGCCAGAGGUAGCCUGACUGCCAUUAGGUACCGAGAUGAGAUCCUCAGACCCCUUGUGAGACCAUAUGCUGGUGCGGUUGGCCCUGGGUUCCUCCUAAUGCAAGACAAUGCUAGACCUCAUGUGGCUGGAGUGUGUCAGCAGUUCCUGCAAGAGGAAGUCAUUGAUGCUAUGGACUGGCCCGCCCGUUCCCCAGACCUGAAUCCAAUUGAGCACAUCUGGGACAUCAUGUCUCGCUCCAUCCACCAUAUUUUUUUGAGCAGUGUAUUUAAAAUUGUAAAUAACUGCCUUAAUGUUGCUGGACCCCAGGAAGAGUAGCUGCUGCCUUGGCAGGAACUAAUGGGGAUCCUUAAUAAAUACAAAUACUGCACAAUAAUAGACUUCACAGUCUUACUCAGUCGUACUGUAGAAAUAGACUUCACAGAGUUACUCAGUCGUACUGUAGAAUAGACUUCACAGAGUUACUCAGUCGUACUGUAGAAUAGACUUCACAGAGUUACUCUGUCGUACUGUAGAAUAGACUUCACAGAGUUACUCAGUCGUACUGUAGAAUAGACUUCACAGAGUUACUCAGUCGUACUGUAGAAUAGACUUCACAGAGUUACUCAGUCGUACUGUAGAAUAGACUUCACAGAGUUACUCAGUCGUACUGUAGAAUAGACUUCACAGAGUUACUCAGUCGUACUGUAGAAUAGACUUCACAGAGUUACUCAGUCGUACUGUAGAAAUAGACUUCACAGAGUUACUCAGUCGUACUGUAGAAAUAGACUUCACAGAGUUACUCAGUAGUACUUUAGAAAUAGACUUCCUGUCACGACUUCCUCCGAAGCUGCCUCCCCUCCUUGUUCGGGCAGGCUUCAGCGUUCGUUGUCACCGGCCUACUAGCCACUGCCGCUGCAUAUCUCAUCAUUCCAUUUGUCUUGUCUUGUCAAUUACACACACCUGGUUCAUAUCCCCUCAUUAGUACAUGUAUAAGUGUUCCCUCUGCCCCCCUUGUCCUUGUGGGUGAUUGUUAUUUGUGAGUUUAGUGUAGCUCGGUUGAGUUACCCAUACCUUGUAUUUCCAGGGAUAUUGUUCCCUGUGUGCCUGUAUUUUGUUGACGCUAUCCAGCGUAACUGUGUCCUACGGAUUAAACUCUGUAUUCUGUGAUUUACCCUCCUGCGCCUGAUUCCUUCAAAUCACAUUCUCACACUUCCAAGCGUUACUCAGUCGUACUGUAGAAAUAGACUUUACAGCAUUACUCAGUUGUACUGUAGAAAGAAACUAAACAGCGUUCUCCAGAUCACCCUGUAAUGUGCUCCAGUCAGCAGACAUAAUGCCAGAGAAUCCGUGGGAAUGAUGACGAUGUUCUUAUUGCUCAGAGCCUGUGUUCCAACCUACAGUAUCCUCCCAUAUACUACUGGCAGCUCCAGCCUCUCGUGCUGCUUUGCCCUCUAACAUGAAUAAAGCCACAUUUGAAUGGAGAGCAAUGUUUCAAGGCACUGUAGUUCUGCUUUGGUGAGUGUAUGGACUCCGGACUCCAGACAGAGGUCACCUUUCCACCAGCUGCAGCUGUAUUGAACCUAUGGGAGACAUUCCUACCAGGACACACACACAUACACACACACACACACCACAGUGGGAAAUGCUAGGAUCCUCUCUAGUCACUGGUCUCAUUUUCAUGAGACCGUCCUCCUCCACACUGUAAAUGGCUGGUUCAUUGUCUCCAUGCCUGCCUAGGUUUAGCUUUCCAGCUAACGUGGCUGUGAUAGGAUUCCAGGAUUCAACACCCGGGCUGUUGAAUUCUUAAUGUGCCCUUUAUGCUGUUACACUUCCCCUUUAAAGCCCAGUAACCCUUAAUGGCAAGAUGGCGCCGACAGACAUGGAAGCUCUGCUUCUAGCACCUAAGAAACUUUGCAGUAUUUUGUUUUUUUUGUGUGUUAUUUCUUACAUUAUUAGCCCAGAAAGUUUUUUGUGUUAUUACAUACAGCCGGAAAGAAGUUUGGAUAUCAGAACGGCGGUAACUCACCAGCAUUACGACCAGGAAUACGACUUUCCCGAAUUGGAUCCUUUGUUCGUACCCCCCAGGGCAAUUUAACUUAUACCAGAGGCUGCUCCAAGACGCCGCCAGCGGAGAAGAUGUAUUCGGAGUGGACUUCCAGUCCGACUCAGGAGGCGGGCACACCAUCCACCGCUUCCGAGUAUAUUACUUGCUAAUGUUCAGUCUCUGGACAAUAAUAUAAUAAUAAUAAUAUGCCAUUUAGCAGACGCUUUUAUCCAAAGCGACUUACAGUCAUGCGUGCAUACAUUUUUACGUAUGGGUGGUCCCAGAGAGACAUCAGGGACUGUAAAAUACUCUGUUUCACGGAAUCAUGGCUCUCUCAGGAUAUACUGUCCCCGUCCAUACAGCCAGCUGGGUUCUCAGUUCAUCGCGCAGACAGGAAUAAAGAACUCUCCGGGAAAAAGAUAGGCGGGUGUCACGUUCGUUUAAUGACGGGUCAGACCAAGGCGCAGCGUGAUAUGCAUGCAUGUUUAUUUUAACUGAAUAAACACCACGACAAUAAACGAAACGAAACGUGAAGUCCAAGGUAGUACAGAAAACAAACCUUACACGGAACAAGAUCCCACAACAAGACAGUGCCAAUAGGCUGCCUAAGUAUGGUCCCCAAUCAGAGACAACGAGCGACAGCUGCCUCUGAUUGGGAACCACACCAGCCAACAUAGAACUAGACAUACUAGAUCCUAUACAUAGAAAAGGCACAACAAGAAAUAUACACACCCUGACUCAACAUAUAAGCGUCCCCUGAGUCAGGGCAUGACAGCGGGGGUGUAUGUUCAUGAUUAACUACUCAUGGUGUGAUUGUGAUAACAUACAGAAACUCAAGUCCUUUUGUUCACCCAACCUAGAAUACUUCACAAUCAAAUGCCGACCGUAUUACCUCCGAAGAGAAUUCUCUUCUGUUAUUGUCACAGCCGUGUAUAUUCCCCCUCAAGCCAAUACCACGAUGGCCCUCAAGGAAUUACACUGGACUAUGCAAACUGGAAACCACAUAUCCUGAGGCCGCAUUUAUUGUAGCUGGGGAUUUUAACAAAGCAAAUUUGAGGAAAAAGCUUCCGAAAUUCUAUGAACACAUUGACUGUAGUACUCGCUUAAGAAAAACACUAGACCACUGCUACUCACCUUUUCGAGAUGCCUACAAAUCAGAUCAUGACUCCAUUUUGCUCCUCCCUUCCUAUAGGCAGAAACUCAAACAGGAAGUACCCGUGCUAAGGUCUAUUCAAUGCUGGUCUGACCAAUCGGAAUCCAUGCUUCAAGAUUGACUUGAUCACGCGGACUGGGAUAUGUUCCGGGUAACCUCUGAGAAUAACAUUGAUGUUUACACGGACACGGUGACUGAGUUCAUCAGGAAGUGUAUAGGGGAUGUUGUUCCCACAGUGACUAUUAAAACCUACCCAAACCAGAAACCGUGGAUAGAUGGCAGCAUUCGCACAAAACUGAAAGCGCGAACCACCACAUUUAACCAGGGCAAGGUGAGUGGGAAUAUGGUUGAAUACAAACAGUGUAGUUAUUCCCUCUGUAAGGCAAUCAAACAGGCAAAACAUCAGUACAGAGACAAAGUGAAGUCGCAAUUCAACGGCUCAGACACGAGACGUAUGUGGCAUAGUCUACAGACAAUCACAGAUUACAAAGGGAAAACCAGCCACGUCGCGGACACCGACGUCUUGCUCCCAGACAAGCUAAACACCUUCUUUGCCCGCUUUGAGGAUAACACAAUGCCACCAACGCGGCCCGCACCCAAGGACUGUGGGCUCUCGUUCUCCGUGGCCGACAUAAGACAUUUAAGCGUGUUAACCCUCGCAAGGCUGCCGGCCCAGACGGCAUCGCUAGCCGCGUCCUCAGAGCAUGCGCAGACCAGCUGGCUGGAGUGUUUACGGAUAUAUUCAAUCUCUCCCUAUCCCAGUCUGCUGUCCCCACUUGCUUCAAGAUGUCCACCAUUGUUCCUGUACCCAAGAAAGCAAAGGUAACUGAACUAAAUGACUAUCGCCCCGUAGCACUCACUUCUGUCAUCAUGAUGUGCUUUGAGAGGCUAGUUAAGGAUCAUAUUACCUCUACCUUACCUAACACCCUAGAUCCACUUCAAUUUGCUUACCGCCCCAAUAGAUUCACAGACGAUGCAAUCGCCAUCACACUGCACACUGUCCUAUCCCAUCUGGACAAGAGGAAUACCUACAUCAGAAUGCUGUUCAUUGACUAUAGCUCAGCAUUCAACACCAUAGUACCCUCCAAGCUCAUCAUUAAUCUUGGGGCCCUGGGUCUGAACUCCGCUCUGUGCAACUGGGUCCUGGACUUCCUGACGGGCCGCCCCCAGGUGGUGAAGGAAGGAAACAACACCUCCACUACGCUGAUCCUCAACACAGGGGCCCCACAAGGGUGUGUGCUCAGCCCCUCCUGUACUCCCUACACCCAUGACUGCGUGGCACGCACGACUCCAACUCAAUCAUCAAGUUUGCAGACGACACAAUAGUAAUAGGCCUGAUUACCAACAAUGACGAGGACGUGAGGGCCCUGGCGAAGUGGUGCCAGGAAAAUAACCUCUCCCUCAACGUCAACAAAACGAAGGAGCUGAUCGGGGACUUCAGGAAACAGAAGAGGGAGCACGCCCCUAUCCACAUCGACGGGACCGCAGUCGAGAAGGUGGAAAUCUUCAAGUUCCUCGGCGUACACAUCACUGACAAUCUGAAAUGGUCCACCCACACAGACAGUGUGGUGAAGAAGGCGCAACAGCGGUCUGCCCAACGCAUCACCGGGGGCACACUGCCUGCCCUCCAGGACACCUACAGCACCCAAUGUCACAGGAAGGCCAAAAAGAUCAUCAAGGACGUCAACCACAAGCCAAGGCCUGUUCACCCUACUAUCAUCCAGAAGGCGAGGUCAGUACAGGUGCAUCAAAGCUGGGACCGAGAGGCUGAAAAACUGCUUCUAUCUCAAGGCCAUCAGACUGUUAAAUAGUCAUCACUAGCCAGCUACCACUCGGUUACUCAACCCUGCACCUUAGAGGCUGCUGCCUUAUAUACAGUGCAUUCGGAAAGUAUUCAGACACCUUGACUUUUUCCACGUUUUGUAACAUUAGAGCCUUAUUCUAAAAUUGAUCAAAUUGUUUUUUUUCUUCAUCAAUCUACACACACUACCCCAUAAUGACAAAGCAAAAACAGGUUUUUAGAAGUUUUAGCAAAUGUAUUACAAAUACAAAAACGGAAAUAUUACAUUUACAUAAGUAUUCAGACCCUUUACUCAGUACUUUGUUGAAUAACCUUUGGCAGUGAUUACAGCCUCGAGUCUUCUUGGGUAUGACGCUACAAGCUUGGCACACCUGUAUUUGGGGAGUUUCUCCCAUUCUUCUCUGCAGAUCCUCUCAAGCUCUGUCAGGUUGGAUGGGGAGCGUUGCUGCACAGCUAUUUUCAGGUCUCUCCAGAGAUGUUUGAUCGGGUUCAAGUCUGGGCUCUGGCUGGGCCACUCAAGGACAUUCAGAGACUUGUCCCGAAGCCACUCCUGCGUUGUCUUGGCUGUGUGCUUAGGGUCAUUGUCCUGUUGGAAGGUGAACCUUCACCCCAGUCCUGGAGCAGGUUUUCAUCAAGGAUCUCUCUGUACUUUGCUCCGUUAAUCUUUCCCUCGAUCCUGACUAGUCUCCCAGUCCCUGCCGCUGAAAAACAUCCCCACAGCAUGAUGCUGCCACCACCAUACUUCACCGUAGGGAUGUUCCCAGCUAACAAGGAACGUAACUGAGACAUUUGUAACAUUCCCCUUAAGUCUUCCAGAGGUACUGAAUGUCAUAGCCCGUUUGGGACAUUAUAGGCACAUUCAUAACGUUUCUAAUAAGUAUUGUGGUCCUCUGUAGCUCAGCUGGUAGAGCACGGCGCUUGUAACGCCUAGGUAGUGGGUUCGAUCCCCGGGACCACCCAUACACAAAAAUGUAUGCACGCAUGACUGUAAGUCGCUUUGGAUAAAAGCGUCUGCUAAAUGGCAUAUUAUUAUUAUUAUUAUUAUAUUAUAGAGGUUAUAAAUAUCAGGUCGCUAUACAGACAUCAUGGGAACAUUAACAUUGGUAGUCCAUGAAAGGUUCUGAAUAUCAUGUUAUUUUGGAGAUAUCCUAGGAACAUUUCAUAACGUCACAUUUAGAGCUAUGGUUUGUCUUCAUAUAACUUUAAAAUCGGAAUGAUAGAAAUACAUUUUGGAACAUCGUCUGUAAGUUUCACAAUAACGUUAUCAUGACUUACAGUGGGGAAAAAAAGUAUUUAGUCAGCCACCAAUUGUGCAAGUUCUCCCACUUAAAAAGAUGAGAGAGGCCUGUAAUUUUCAUCAUAGGUACACGUCAACUAUGACAGACAAAAUGAGAAAAUAAAAUCCAGAAAAUCACAUUUUAGGAUUUUUAAUGAAUUUAUUUGCAAAUUAUGGUGGAAAAUAAGUAUUUGGUCAAUAACAAAAGUUUCUCAAUACUUUGUUAUAUACCCUUUGUUGGCAAUGACACAGGUCAAACAUUUUCUGUAAGUCUUCACAAGGUUUUCACACACUGUUGCUGGUAUUUUGGCCCAUUCCUCCAUGCAGAUCUCCUCUAGAGCAUUGAUGUUUUGGGGCUGUCGCUGAGCAACACAGACUUUCAACUCCCUCCAAAGAUUUUCUAUGGGGUUGAGAUCUGGAGACUGGCUAGGCCACUCCAGGACCUUGAAAUGCUUCUUACGAAGCCACUCCUUCGUUGCCAGGGCGGUGUGUUUGGGAUCAUUGUCAUGCUGAAAGACCCAGCCACGUUUCAUCUUCAAUGCCCUUGCUGAUGGAAGGAGGUUUUCACUCAAAAUCUCACGAUACAUGGCCCCAUUCAUUCUUUCAUUUACACGGAUCAGUCGUCCUGGUCCCUUUGCAGAAAAACAGCCCCAAAGCAUGAUGUUUCCACCCCCAUGCUUCACAGUAGGUAUGGUGUUCUUUGGAUGCAACUCAGCAUUCUUUGUCCUCCAAACACGACGAGUUGAGUUUUUACCAAUCCUCUUCUGGAUCAUCCAAAUGCACUCUAGCAAACUUCAGACGGGGCUGGACAUGUACUGGCUUAAGCAGGGGGACACGUCUGGCACUGCAGGAUUUGAGUCCCUGGCGGCGUAGUGUGUUACUGAUGGUAGGCUUUGUUACUUUGGUCCCAGCUCUCUGCAGGUCAUUCACUAAGUCCCCCUGUGUGGUUCUGGGAUUUUUGCUCACCGUUCUUGUGAUCAUUUUGACCCCACGGGGUGAUAUCUUGCGUGGAGCCCCAGAUCGAGGGAGAUUAUCAGUGGUCUUGUAUGUCUUCCAUUUCCUAAUAAUUGCUCCCACAGUUGAUUUCUUCAAACCAAGCUGCUUACCUAUUGCAGAUUCAGUCUUCCCAGCCUGGUGCAGGUCUACAAUUUUGUUUCUGGUGUCCUUUGACAGCUCUUUGGUCUUGGCCAUAGUGGAGUUUGGAGUGUGACUGUUUGAGGUUGUGGACAGGUGUCUUUUAUACUGAUAACAAGUUCAAACAGGUGCCAUUAAUACAGGUAACGAGUGGAGGACAGAGGAGCCUCUUAAAGAAGAAGUUGCAGGUCUGUGAGAGCCAGAAAUCUUGCUUGUUUGUAGGCGACCAAAUACUUAUUUUCCACCAUAAUUUGCUAAUAAAUUCAUUAAAAAUCCUACAAUGUGAUUUUCUGGAGAAAAAAAAUCUCAAUUUGUCUGUCAUAGUUGACGUGUACCUAUGAUGAAAAUUACAAGCCUCUCAUCUUUUUAAGUGGGAGAACUUGCACAAUUGGUGGCUGACUAAAUACUUUUUUCCCCCACUGUAUGUGGGGACUAAAAUAACUUUGUGGUCACAUCCUGGAACUUAAUUUUGUUAGCUAGGUUGCGAGGUUUCUUCCAGAUGUGACGCUCAGCAUUCAGGCUAAAGAGUUCAAUCUUGGUUUCAUCAGACAAUAUAAUCUUGUUUCUCAUGGUCUGAGAGUCUUUAGGUACCUUUUGGCAAACUCCAAGCUGGCUGUCAUGUGCCUUUUACUGAGGAGUGGCUUCCGUCUGGCCACUCUACCAUAAAGGCCUGAUUGGUGGAGUGCUGCAGAGAUGGUUGUCCUUCUUGAAGGGUCUCCUAUCUCCACAGAGGAUCUCUGGAGCUCUGUCAGAGUGACCAUCGGGUUCUUGGUCACCUCCCUGACCAAGGCCCUUCUUCCCUGAUUGCGCAGUGGCCGGGCGGCCAGCUCUAGGAAGAGUCUUGGUUGUUCCAAACUUCUUCCAUUUAAGAAUGAUGGAGGCCACUGUGUCCUUGGGGGGACCUUCAAUGCGGCAGACAUUUUUUGGUACCCUUCCCCAGAUCUGUGCCUCGACACAAUCCUGUCUCGGAGCUCUACGGACAAUUCCUUCGACCUCAUGGCUUGGUUUUUGCUCUGAUAUGCACUGUCAACUGUGGAACCUUAUAUAGACAGGUGUGUGCCUUUCCAAAUCAUGUCCAAUCAAUUUAAUUUACCACAGGUGGACUCCAAGCAAGUUGUAGAAACAUCUCAAGGUUGAUCAAUGGAAACAGGAUGCACCUGAGCUCAAUUUCGAGUGUCAGAGCAAAGGGUCUGAAUACUUAUGUAAAUAAAUUGUUUAUGUUUUUUAUUUGUAAUACAUUUGCAAAUAUAUCUAAAAACCUGUGUAAUGCUGUUUUAAGAGCAGCUAAUGGAUCAGUGUAAAUCAGUGGUGGGUUACUCUUCUUCAAAGUGCUCCUCUCGUUUUUUCCUCCUCUCCUUUCCUCCUCCUUCUUUCCUCCUCUCCUUCUUCCUUCCUUUCCUUCUUUCCUCCUCUCCAUCUUUCCUCCUCUCCUUCUUUCCUCCUCUCCUUCACCUCCUCCCCUUCUUUCCUCCUCUCCUUUCCUCUUCUCCUUCUUUCCUCCUCUCCUUCACCUCCUCCCCUUCUUUCCUCCUCUCCUUCUUUCCUCCUCUCCUUCUUCCUUCCUUUCCUUCUUUCCUCCUCUCCUUCUUUCCUCCUCUCCUUCUUUCCAAGGCUUUGAUAAUAAAAGUUAACACUUUACUUAAAGCUGACAUGUGUAAUUUGUUUUUAAGCAUUAUGCAUUAUAAAGAUGUACAAGGAUUUAUAUUGUCAAAUGUCUGUGGCCCGGGCCCUCCAGGCACUGAGAGGCUCAGGUUGUAUCUGCUGCUCGUGUGUAUCAACUGUAAACAGUGAAAUGUUGUCACCCGGACAAAUGGCUUCCAAUGCGAACACUGGCAAGGGAAGGAUUCCAUUACAAUCCUGGCAUGGAGUCCAACGUAGACACACACAUGCCCAUGGUCUUGCUCCCCUCACAAAGACAGGAUAUUAGCUUCCUGCCAGGGCUUUGAUUUUCAUUUCAGGUGGCUCUCCUCCUGCCUUUUCACAGCUGCCACUGAGAGGGAGAACAGGAGAACAGGAGAACAGAGGAGAGGUUGGGAAUCUCUGUAAUCAGGGUCUCCCAACCCCGUCUCCUCAGGGAUCAGCAGCCAUUUCACAUAUUUAAUCUAUUUCAGUACCAGAACACCUAAUUCAACUGGUCAACUAAUCAUCAAGCCCUGGAAUAGCUCAAAGAAGUGCAAUCGCAAAAGGGUUUGGGAAUACAGGAUAACUCGAUCUAGAUGAGAGAGAGAUGGUCUUCAAACUCGACCUGGUACAGUCCUGAGAAAGAAAGGGUGUGGAACAGCGGAUGGUCAGAUGGCACAGGACAGAGACUGUGUGUUUCUGUCUGUGAGUCAUUGUCGUUUGUAGGCAGGUAUCUCAAUAGCAGUUUUGUGAAAUCAAUGCUCUCAGUGCAGUGUAAUCAAUACAAUCAUCAUCACUACAGGCAAGGCACUGAUUGGGAGAUGGUUUAUUUGGUUAGCUUUAGAGGUUGUUUCCUCCACAGAGAGACCCUGUCCUAUACCAUAACAAGUGUAACCGGUGGGAUUCCUGCCACAGACUUCCUGUAUGUCAACUUUUUGUGUGAAGCUCCAAACCUACCCUAUUUUUCAGUCGCGAAGGAGCCCUAAUCAAAAGCUAAGCCACCAUUUUUUAAAUGUGUUUAUUAUAUAUUUGUUUCUUUAUUUGUCUAGAAAGGGACAGUAAUCAGAAGCUAAGUCCUUGUCGACUAAUUAGUGACAGGUAAAAAGCUCCUCUGGAAAUUCUCACAACCGCUGAGUCGUCAGGUCUGGCUGUCUGAUCUUGUGCUGCAAUCUCUCCCCCCUCAACACAUUGCUGUGUGUGCACAAUGUGGAGAUAAGAUAAGAGCUAAAUACCACUCCUUCUCCUUGAAAUCUGUGAACAACCAGAGGGGCCAGUUCUUGCACAUUAUUCCUUUGUUUCAUGCACUCCUAUUUAUUUUGUCUUGCCUGGCUGUAUCACUCCUUGAGUGCUGCAGUUAAAGCCAUUCAUUGCUUGUAGCAUAAAGUAGAAGCCAGAGAUCUCAACACGGACGGUCUCACAGUUUCUCUUAAUGUAACGUUUCCUCCCUCGCCAACAAAGUGCUUUGCCUGCUGACUGGGCUGGAAGGGAUAGCAGUUUUUAGAAGUGAGGAAAGGUUUCUUCUAAGUACACAGAAGGUGUAAACCAGUGGAGGUUGGUGGGAGGAGCUAUAGGAGGACGGGUUCAUUGUAAUGGCUGGAAUGGAAUCAAUGGAGCGUAGUCAAACGUGGUUUCCAUAUGUGUGAUGUGUUUGAUACUGUUCCAUUUUUUCCAUUCCAGCCAUUACAAUGAGCCUGUGACGAGUACACGAAGAGGCAGGACGCAGACGCAGGAAUUAACAAGGUCAAGGUUUACUUAAACAAUGACAAAGAGAAUUAACAAAGAUAGAGUACAUGACACGAAGCAAAACAAUCACAUACAACAUCCUACAGAACAGUCCAGGGCUAAAUAGGGGUAGUGAUGAGAUAAUGAGGUGCGCUGGAGUUGAUUACGGUGCAUUGGGUUUCCAUUCCGGUGUUGCCAAGGUGGUGCACUCAGACCGAUGGCUCAGUAGACCGGCGAAUCAGAGCGCCGGAGGGGAGCAACGGGAAGAGACGUGACAGUACCCCCCCCCCCCCCGCCACCCCCCGGAAGUGCGGCUCCAGCCGCUGGACGUUGCCAGUCAGGAGGACGACAUCGAGGACGAGGAGCGGGCCGGUCAGGGCGAUGACGGUGGAAGUCCCGAAUUAGGUUGGGGUCCAGAACAUUCCCCAGCCGGAACCCAGUUUCUUGCAGGGCAGGCAGAGAGGGAGGUUUUUUGUGGACAGCCAGACACGAUCCCCAGGCUGGAAUACAGGGGCCUCACUGCGGUGGCGGUCGGCUUGGUCCUUCUGCCGACGAAUGGCCCUCUGGAGAUGGACAUGGGCGGCGUCCCAGACCUGUCCGGCCCUGUGGAACCACUCGUCGACAGCGGGCGCAUCGGUCUGGCUGGGUGUCCAAGGGGCCAGGGCCGGCUGGUACCCCAGGACACACUGGAAAGGGAGUGAGCCCCGUGGAGGAGUGAACGAGGGAGUUCUGGGCAUAUUCUGCCCAGGGAAGAAACCUUGCCCACUCACCCUGCCGGUCCUGACAGUGGCAACAAAGAAACCUCCCCAGCUCCUGGUUCAUGCGCUCCACCUGCCCAUUCGACUGAGGCCUAUACCCGGAAGUGAGGCUGGCCACACUCGGGAGGUGAAUUGUGGGCCACGGUCCGAGAUGAUGUCCUCCGGAAGUCCAUAAUGCCGGAAGACCUGUUGGAGCAGGACCUCAGCGACCUGGAGAGCAGAAGGAAGACCAGUUAGUGGCAAAAAAUGGCAUGAUUUGGAGAACAAAUCUACGACCACCAUGACUGUGGUGAAGCUGUCAGAACAUGGAAGGUCGGUGAGCACUUGUAACGCCAGGGUAGUGGGUUCGAUCCCCGGGACCACCCAUACGUAAAAAUGUAUGCACACAUGACUGUAAGUCGCUUUGGAUAAAAGCGUCUGUUAAAUGGCAUAUUAUUUAUUAUUAUUAUAUUACAAAGUCUAUGGACAGGUGUGACCAAGGUCACUGAGGCACUGGGAGAGGAACUGGUUUGCCUGCCGGGGCGUUCCGAGGUGUCUUCGUUUGGGCACAUACGGAACAGGAGUUGAAAUAGAGGGACACAUCCGCCAUAGAAGGACCACCGCCAACAGCUCCCUGUGGGGGUAAGCUUCUUUGAGAAAAAGGCACAGGGAUACAUUUUCUCUGGCUUACCGUGCCGCUGGGAGAGGACCGCACCCACACCCUCCUCCGAUUCGUCCACCUCAAGGAUGAAAGGACGAGAGGGAUCUGGGUGUUUUUGGAUGGGUGCUGUGGUGAACCUCUCCUUCAGCCUCUUGAAGGCAUCGUCAGCCUCAGGGUUACAGCUCAGCUUCUGAGGCCCACCCUUAAGGAGAGAGGUGAGCGGGGCGGCUAUGGAGCUGAAGGACAUGAUGAAACGCCAGUAUAAAUUGGCGAAGCCCAGGAAGCUCUGUUGGCCCUUGAUGGUGGUGGGAACUGGCCAUGACCUGAUGGCGUCCGUCUUCACUCCUUCCAUGAACACCCCCUGAGGACUGAUCCUGUAUCCUAGGAAGGAGAUGGCCUGUUGGUGGAAUUCACUUUUCUCCCCUUUCACCAACAGGCUGUGUUCCCAGAAGCGGAAUAGGACAGCUCGGACGUCCCUGACGUGCUCCUCGAACGUAGCCGAGUAGAUCAGGAUAUCGUUGAUGUACACCACCACCUGUCUACUCAGCAUGUCCCGGAACACGUCAUUGACGAAGGACUGGAACACACGUUGGAACACACAUUGGCGAGGCCGUAGGGCAUGACGAAGUAUUCAUAGUGGCCUGAGGUAGUGCUGAAUGCCGUCUUCCACUGGUCUCCUUCCCAGAUUCGGAUCAGGUUGUAGGCACUCCUCAGGUCCAACUUGGUAAAGGACCUGGCCCCUCAUAGCUGCUCGAUGGCCGACGGAAUCAGAGGGAGGGGGUACCGGUACUGGGUGGUGACUGCGUUCAGCCCCCUGUAGUCAAUGCAUGGUCUCAGUCCUCCGUCUUUUUUGGCCACGAAGAAGAAGCUGGCGGAGGCAGGAGAGGUAGAGCGUCGGAUGAACCCCUGUGUCAGGGUCUCCACCACAUACUUCUCCAUGGCCUCCGCCAUUGAAAGGGGGUAAAUGCGACUCUUCGGGGGGUGUUGUCCCUCCAGCAGGUCAAUGGCGCAGUCCCAGGGCCUGUGAGGAGGGAGACACGUAGCCUUUGAUGAAGAGAAGACAUCGGAGAGAUCUGCAUACUCACGUGGAAUGUUGGGCUGGAGGGCGGACUCCGGACUCUCCACUGACGUGGAACAACAAACCACCGGCAGGCAGGUCUUCCGGCAUGAGGUGGACCAGGCUGUGAUCCUCUUGGUGAUCCAAUUGAUGGUGGGGUUGUGUAGUCUGAGCCAGGGCAAUCCCAAGACGAUCCGGUGAAGGGGUGACGUGACGAUGUGGAAUGACAGCUCCUCGUGGUGCUCCGGUAGUGUGGGAAAAAAAAAUCCAGAAAAUAACAUUGUAGGAUUUUUUAUGAAUUUAUUUGCAAAUUAUGGUGGAAAAUAAGUAUUUGGUCAAUAACAAAAGUUUCUCAAUACUUUGUUAUAAACCCUUUGUUGGCAAUGACACAGGUCAAACGUUUUCUGUAAGUCUUCACAAGGUUUUCACACACUGUUGCUGGUAUUUUGGCCCAUUCCUCCAUGCAGAUCUCCUCUAGAGCAGUGAUGUUUUGGGGCUGUCUCUGGGCAACACAGACUUUCAACUCCCUCCAAAGAUUUUCUAUGGGGUUGAGAUCUGGAGACUGGCUAGGCCACUCCAGGACCUUGAAAUGCUUCUUACGAAGCCACUCCUUCGUUGCCCGGGCGGUGUGUUUGGGAUCAUUGUCAUGCUGAAAGACCCAGCCACGUUUCAUCUUCAAUGCCCUUGCUGAUGGAAGGAGGUUUUCACUCAAAAUCUCACGAUACAUGGCCCCAUUCAUUCUUUCCUUUACACGGAUCAGUCAUCCUGGUCCCUUUGCAGAAAAACAGCCCCAAAGCAUGAUGUUUCCACCCCCAUGCUUCACAGUAGGUAUGGUGUUCUUUGGAUGCAACUCACGACGAGUUGAGUUUUUACCAAAAAGUUUUUCAAAAGGUUUCAUCUGACCAUAUGACAUUCUCCCAAUCCUCUUCUGGAUCAUCCAAAUGCACUCUAGCAAACUUCAGACGGGCCUGGAAAAUGUACUGGCUUAAGCAGGGGGACACGUCUGGCACUGCAGGAUUUGAGUCCCUGGCGGCGUAGUGUGUUACUGAUGGUAGGCUUUGUUACUUUGGUCCCAGCUCUCUGCAGGUCAUUCACUAGGUCCCCCCGUGUGGUUCUGGGAUUUUUGCUCACCAUUCUUGUGAUCAUUUUGACCCCACGGGGUGAGACCUUGCGUGGAGCCCCAGAUCGAGGGAGAUUAUCAGUGGUCUUGUAUGUCUUCCAUUUCCUAAUAAUUGCUCCCACAGUUGAUUUCUUCAAACCAAGCUGCUUACCUAUUGAAGAUUCAGUCUUCCCAGCCUGGUGCAGGUCUACAAUUUUGUUUCUGGUGUCCUUUGACAGCUCUUUGGUCUUGGCCAUAGUGGAGUUUGGAGUGUGACUGUUUGAGGUUGGGGACAGGUGUCUUUUAUACUGAUAACAAGUUCAAACAGGUGCCAUUAAUACAGGUAACGAGUGGAGGACAGAGGAGCCUCUUAAAGAAGAAUUUACAGGUCUGUGAGAGCCAGAAAUCUUGCUUGUUUGUAGGUGACCAAAUACUUAUUUUCCACCAUAAUUUCCAAAUAAAUUCAUAAAAAAUCCUACAAUGUGAUUUUCUGGAAUUUUUUUCCUCAAUUUGUCUGUCAUAGUUGACGUGUACCUAUGAUGAAAAUUACAGGCCUCUCUCAUCUUUUUAAGUGGGAGAACUUGCACAAUUGGUGGCUGACUAAAUACUUUUUUCCCCCACUGUACCUAUCUAUAAGGUUCCCCGCUGAUCCAUAAUCUAUCAUUGCAGUAGAAAUGGAAGAUAAGGAAUAACCAGUCACCGUUAUGGGAACUAAAAACAAUGGUUUUGUGAUAGGAGAUGAUGUCACACUCACGGUGCGGCGACGGGAGUCAAACCGCCUAGAUAGGGAGCCGCCGGGAGAUCUGUGUGCCGUGGGGAUGUAGGGGGUGCUGCCCACCUCCAUGGGUGAGGACUCGGAAUCAGGACGGCUUCCAUAGCUUAGAUUGGGUUAGCGUCGAGGCUCCAGGAGGUUUUGGGAACGCCGUCUCUCUCGCAACAUUUCGUCAAGACGGAUGGACGUGGUGAUAAGGGUAUCAAGGUCCAUCUCAUAGUCCCAACAUGCAAGUUCUGUCUUAAUGUCCUCCCGUAAGCCUCUCCUGAAGGCCGUGCGCAGAGCACGCUCAUUCCAGCCGGAAGAUGCCGCCACCGUGCGAAAGCGUACUUGGACGCGGGCCCCUCUCUCUGUUGUAGAUGGAGGAGACACUCACCCCCGUCCUUUCCCUCCGUGGGAUGAUCAAACACCGCCCUGAACCGAGCGAGGAAGGUGGGGUAGGGUAGUGCCACUGCCUCCUCUCCUUCCCAGACUGCCGUGGCCCAAUCCAGCGCCUUCCCCUUAAGUAACGAAAUCACCAGCGCUAUCCUGGCUUGGUCAGAUGGAUAUGCCCCAGGUUGACGUGCCAGAUAAAGUGAAACCUGUAGCAGGAAGCCUCUACAUUUUGUAGUUUUACCGUCAAAGCACUCCAGUAGGGCGAGGGUUCCCGCAGAAGUGGGUGAUAGCCCAGGGACAGGUGGAUUGGAGGCACUCGCCGCUCCCUGAGGUAGAACCGGAGCGCUGGGCAGAUUAUGCAGAGUUUGGAGCACUUCCUGCAUGGUGGCGUUCAACUGGGCAAGCUGCUGCUGGUGCUGGUCGAGGCACUGGGAAACUCCUGCUGCAUCCAUUUUCGUUUGGUGUGUGAUUCUGUGACGAGUACUGAGUAUACGAAGAGGCAGGACGCAGAAAUUAACAAGGUCAAAGUUUACUUAAACAAUGACAAAGAGAAUUAACAAAGAUAGAGUACAUGACACGAAGCAAAACAAUCACACACAACAUCCUACAGAACAGUCCAGGGCUAAAUAGGGGUAGUGAUGAGAUGAUGAGGUGUAGGUGCGCUGGAGUUGAUUAGGGUGCGUUGGGUUUCCAUUCCAGUGUUGCCGAGGUGGUGCGCUCAGACCGGUGGCUCAGUAGACCGGCGAAUCAGAGCGCCGGAGGGGAGCAACGGGAGGAGACGUGACAGAGCCUGUCCUCCUAUAGCUCCUCCCACUAGCCUCCACUGGUGUAAACUGCAGAGUUACUUGAUGUGUUGUUGCUCGACUGGAAUGCUGACUGACUGCUACCCUCCUCUUUAUCUCUCCGAGAGAUAAGGCUCAGGCUCUCUCCAUCUCUCCCUCGGUCUCUCCCUCAAAGAAGAUUCAAUCUAACGCUCUCAGUUUUUGAAGAACACUUUUAUGUCGUUUAUACAAUGGCUGUUUUUGGAAGUGUGUGUGUGAGAUUGAAAGAGAUAUGGAUUGCUAUUGAGUCUCCUUGCAGAACAAUGGUAGUUGUGGACCGAACAUAAAUAGUUUAUAAUACUGUACUCCUCAGAUCAGUGUGUCUGUCUCUACACGUCCGCUCAACUCUAAACCCUAGUGACCCUGAUCCACCCUGUCUGCCCCUCUCAGCCUCUAGCUGAUCCUCACACUCAAUAGUUAAGUAGGAGAUCAGACACACAGCUGUGCUCCCAUUGAUCUCUCUUCCUCUCAGAGUGUGUGUGUGUUGACAUAAUCUUCUCUCGACUCUCUUUCUUCUUUCUCUCUCUCUCUCGCCGUCUUCCUCUGACUCCCGUUGUCCUCUCCUCUCUCUGCACUCUGUUUUAUUGCUCACUGUUAGUGUUUUAACACCUACACAAGUCAUGUUAAUGAAUUACCUAUUCUGUGCAGUUAUGGCAACAUGAGAGGUUAUCAUCACUCAAGUGAUCACCGGGGAAGCUUGUGAAGCAGGGUAUUAACCUGGACUAGACUGAGAGCGUUGUGUCUUGUCUAUUUAUUUACAGAGCAGUGAAGUAUUCAGAGAGUGAUAAUAGGCUACUGUAGCUAGGGAAUUGUUGCUGCAUGUUUGUAAACAUUACACAGAGGAGAGAGACAGAAAUGGAGGGACGUAAACAGACUCUCUUUCCAUAUCAUUCAGGUGAGGAGCAGGAGGAAAAUAAGAAGCUUGUGACUGCACUGUGAGAGUUACCCGAAAUCCUGAUUAGGGGCCAGAUUCAAUCCGAUUGUGCUUUGUCCACUAUGCACAUUUUAAAGGCAAUGUUCCCAUGUUUGCAAAGACCACAUUCAUGGUUAACACUGUAUAUGUUGGCUCAAUGGGGAAUUACCUUUAAAUGUCUAGAUCUUGUCAUACCAAAUAAUUCACAAAGCAAAUAGUUGAUUUCCUCCCUUUCUGAUGAUAUUCUCUCUUUAUAUGGGGGUAAGUUGAGUAAGCAUGGGUGGGUGGGAUGUAGGCCUAAUGCAUUGCUUGCUGUCUGGCUGAUACUAUCAACAAUAUGUAACUAAAAAAGUUGUCACUUGAUUUCCACAUGAUCUGUUUACAAUAAUUCAUUUAAUGGAUGUGAUAUACAGUGCAUUCGGAAAGUAUUCAGACCCCUUGACUUUUUCCACAUUUUGUUACUUUACAGCCUUAUUCUAACAUGGAUUAAAUUGUUUUUUUCCCCUAAUCAAUCUACACACAAUACCCCAUAAUAACAAAGCAAAAACAGGUUUUUUGAAAUGUUUGCAAAUUUAUUAAAAACAGAAAUACCUUAUUUACAUAAGUAUUCAGACCCUUUGCUAUGAGACUCGAAAUUGAGAUCAGGUGCAUCCUGUUUCCAUUGAUCAUCCUUGAGAUGUUUCUACAACUUGAUUGGAGUCCACCUGUGGUAAAUUCAAUUCAUUGGACACCCCUGUCUAUAUAAGGUCCCACAGUUGACAGUGCAUGUCAGAGCAAAAACCAAGCCAUGAGGUCGAAGGAAUUGUCCGUAGAGCUCCGAGACAGGAUUGUGUCGAGGUACAGAACUGGGGAAGGGAACCAAAACAUUUCUGCAGCAUUGAAGGUCCCCAAGAACACAGUGGCCUCCAUCAUUCUUAAAUGGAAGAAGUUUGGAACCACCAAGACUCUUCCUAGAGCUGGCCGCCCAGCCAAACUGACCAAUUGGGGGAGAAGGGCCUUGGUCAGAGAGGUGACCAAGAACCCGAUGGUCACUCUGACAGAGCUCCAGUGUUCUUCUGUGGAGAAGGGAUAACCUUUCAAAAGGACAACCAUCACUACAUCACUCCACCAAUCAAGCCUUUAUGGUAAAGUGGCCAGACUGAAGCCACUCCUUAGUAAAAGGCACAUGACAGCCCGCUUGGAAUUUGCCAAAAGGCACCUAAAGGACUCUCAGACCAUGAGAAAGAUUCUCUGGUCUGAUGAAACCAAGAUUGAACUCUUUGGCCUGAAUGCCAAGCAUCACCUCUGGAGAAAUCCUGGCACCAUCCCUACGGUGAAGCAUGGUGUUGGCAGCAUCAUGUUGUGGGGAUGUUUUUCAGCGGCAGGGACUGGGAGACUAGUCAGGAUCGAGGGAAAGAUGAAUGGAGCAAAGUACAGAGAGAUCCUUGAUGAAAACCUGCUCCAGAGUGCUCAGGACCUCAGACUGGGUUGAAGGUUCACCUUCCAACAGGACAACGACCCUAAGCACACAGCCAAGACAAUGCAGGAGUGGCUUCGGGACAAGUCUCUGAAUGUCCUUGAGUGGCCCAGCCAGAGCCUGGACUUGAACUCGAUCAAACAUCUCUGGAGAGACCUGAAAAUAGCUGUGCAGCGACACUCCCCAUCCAACCUGACAGAGCUUGAGAGGAUCUGCAGAGAAGAAUGGGAGAAACUCCCUAAAUACAGGUGUGCCAAGCUUGUAGCAUCAUACCCAAGAAGACUCGAGGCUGUAAUUGCUGCCAAAGGUGCUUCAACCAAGUACGGAGUAAAUGGUCUGAAUACUUGGAAAAUGUGACAUUUCAAAAACCUGUUUUUGCUUUGUCAUUAUGGGGUGUUGUUUGUAGAUUGAUGAGGAACAAAUGUAAUUUAAUCCAUUUUAGAAUAAGGCUGUAAAGUAACAAAAAGUGGAAAAACUCAAGGGGUCUGAAUACUUUCGGAAUACGCCUGUAAGUGUAAGUUAUGAACCAAAUUACAAACCAUUGAUGCAUUACUAUUAGCAAUUCAGUAUUUAUUCCAAUCAUGGAACACACACAGUCACACACAUACUCCAGGGGUGGGUUGCUAGGCGAUGGGGCCUAAGACAAUGGGGACACAAUUGGUUUACCACUCAUUGAAAGGUCAGAGGGCAUCGGAUCUUUCUUUCUCCCUUGUCUCUCUCUCGCUCUCUCACCCCAUUCCUAUCCCUUUUCUUACUCCCUCCUCCCAGCUUGCAUGUUUCUCCUGAUGAAACUGUGCAUUGUGAGCAUUUAUCUGGCCAAACGAGCACACACAAAGACCAGUACCAAGCGGACACAGGCCUUUUAGCUGGAAGGAACAAAAGACUGAAAAGAGCUUUUCUGUCGGAGGGAUUUGGGUAUUUUCCCCUCUUUCUGAGCCUUUACUAGUGGAGUAUUCCACGAGACCUCAAGCUGAUGCUUUAUUAUGAUGGAGACUCAAUGACUGUGUUGCCGAUUGUUCACUAUAACAAUCCUCUGUGUGUGUGCGUGUGUGCGUUUGUGCGUGCGUGCGCUGGUGACUGGUUACUUAUGGUCCUCAGGAACCCCCUAGACCUGCUCUAACUGAAGCAUUAUUAAGGCAUUGAUGAGCACAAUAAAAGACGAUGUAAUCAAUUCACGUUGACCAGUCAAUAAUAGCCACCUUGGUGGUUCUCUCUUUGAUGAUGAUUGACAUCACAGAGAUCAGUGUAGAAACAUGGAAUCUGAGUAAUGUAAUUCCAAUCAGAAUUGAUGUUUAAUAGGUUAAACCAGGUCAAAGGUCAUAUGGAAACCACAGGGAUGAUUGUGGUUGAAUCACAACUGGUCAGGUCACGGUUAAUAUUAAGGUUAAUCUCCAUUAAUCAAUGUGUUAGUGAAACAAGGUGAGAGAAGAGGAGAGGAGAGUGGUGUGGGGGGGAGGAUGGAGGAGAGGAGAGGGGAGGAGAGGAGAGUGGUCACUGACGUGUUUGGAUUGGGUUGGCAAUGUGUCUCUGUGCUGAGGUAGCUAGCUGGUGCAGUAUCAUCUAUCCACAGGCAGGUAUAAUCCAGUUAGCCCAUAAUCUGGAAUGGGAGGGAUUAGCUUUCCAUGGUGGAGUAUAAGUACAUGGUAAUACUGCUGUACUCCCACAGUCUGUCUGUCUGUCUGCUGGUGUGUCAUCCUCUCUCUCUCUCUCUCUUUCUCUCUCUCUCUCUCUUUCUCUCUUUCUCUGUCUCGCUCUCUCUUUCUCUCUCUUUCUCUCUUUCUCUGUCUCUCUCUCUCGCUCUUGCUCUCUCUUUCUCUCUUUCUCUCUUUCUCUGUCUCUCUCUCUUUCUCUCUCUGUCGCUCUCUCUCUCUGUCUCUCGCUCUUUCUCGCUCUUUCUCUCUCUCUCUCGCUCUCUCUUUCUCUCUCGCUCUCUCUGUCUCUCUCUUUCUCUCUCUCUCUUUCUCGCUCUCUCGCUCGCUCUCUCUGUCUCUCUCGCUUUCUCUCUUUCUCUCUCUCUCUCUCGGUCUCUCUCUCUGUCUCUCUCUCUGUCUCUCUCUCGCUCUCGCUCUCUCUCUUGCUCGCUCUCUAAUAUGGAGUUAUGCAGGGUAAGCACUCAGAAUAUGCUCCUUAGUGAUUUGUUGUUCCCUAGUGAUUUGUUGACAUCCAUGCAAUACCCUUGAGCAUGAAAACAUACAACACUUCACAUAUAUAAUGAGUCACUCCAUGAAAGGGGAAAGGGGGAUACCUAGUCAGUUCUACAACUGAAUGCAUUCAACUGAAAUGUGUCUUCCGCAUUUAACCCAACCCCUCUGAAUCAGAGAGUUGCGGGGAAUAGACUUGUAGGAAGUGUACUAGUGUAAGAUAUAGCUGAAGCUACUUUUAGAUAUGGGUAUAUAUCCAAUAAGCACACAUCUCUUCUAAGUUCUAGGGUUGUGAGAAAUGGAGUACAGCUGGCAUACAGCUCACCAUGCCUUCUGCUGCCUCGCAUUCCCUCUCUCACACUCUCCCUCUCUCCCACACUACUACUAGUGUCUGUCUGGGACAUCUCCUCUAUCCACACUGCUACCAGUGUCUGUCUGGCACUUCUCCUCUAUCCACAUUGGUACCAGUGUCAGCCUAGGACAUCUCCUCUAUCCACACUGCUACCAGUGACAGUCUAAGACAUCUCCUCUAUCCACACUACUACUAGUGUCUGUCUGGGACAUCUCCUCUAUCGACACUGCUACUAGUGUUUGUCUGGGACAUCUCCUCUAUCCACACUGCUACCAGUGCCUGUCUGGGACUUCUCUAUCCACAAUGCUACCAGUGUCAGCCUAGGAAAUCUCCUCUAUCCACACUGCUACCAGUGUCUGUCUGGGACAUCUCCUCUAUCCACACUGCUACCAGUGUCUUUCUCUGACAUCUCCUCUAUCCACAUUGCUACCAACGUCUGUCUGGGACAUCUCCUCUAUCUACACUGCUAGCAGCGUCUUACUGAACUCAUCUCUGUAGUGAGGAAGCAGGCAGUGUCCAAACUCUGCAGACGUCUGUGAUAGUUCCUGUUUCUUUGCAUGUGAUGCCCAGCUCCCGCCUGAGUAAAAAUAGUUUUCAGGAAGAGCCGUGGGAGAUGAGGGAGGAUGGGUGAGGGAGGAAGAGUCGGGUGGGGGGGGGGGGGGGGGGGGGGAGACUGUGUGAUGGCGGGGGUGUGGGGGAGAAGGUAGGGAGGAGGGAGGGAUGAGGAAGCCCUGGCAGAGGGAGUUGAAAAACAGAGAGGGAAAAGACUGUGUCUUAAUGACACUAAUAUUACAUCAUCAACUGUCUCCGAUGUCAGUGAGGCCUGUUUCUCUACCAUUAUGCUUUUAUGCUUUUAUGUGUGUGUUAGGCUUUUACUUCCCAGUACGGUGGCAGAGUGAGGACAGGUGAUUAAACACAUUGAUGGAGUACAGUAGUUUGUUAUGCUACUGGAUAGGGAAACCAGUGGUUCCACAAGCCUGGGUUCGAAAUGGGUGUCGCUGGUGGUGCUCUAAACAUAUCCAGAUGCUGUCUGUAGCCUAUAGACUUACUGUGGGAAGAGAGGGGAGAAAAUCACUAUUUUGGCCAACCAUAAGAGGACUAGUAGAGAGUGCCAUGUAAAACGUCUGUCUCAACCACCGAUAGUGAUGGGUUGAUUUGCCCCACAAACAUAGAUCUCUCCUUAACCACUAAGUCAUGUUGGGCAACAACGGCCUAGAGCGUGACCACGACCAGAACUAUUUACUACUGCCAAGCUGUCUGUCUCCUGGAGCCACACCCUCUCUCCCUCUCAUUAUCCCCCCCCCCCCCUCCUCUCUCGUCUCUCCUCUCCUCGCCCUCCCCUCCCCUCUCUCUCUUCCCCUCCUCUCCCACUCCCCGUCUCUCUCUCGUCUCCUCUCUCUCUCCCCUGUCAUUCUCCCCUCCCCUCUCUUUCUCCCUCCCUCUCCUCUCUCUCUUUCCCUCCCUCUCCCCUCCCUCUCUCUCUCUCUCUCCCUCCCCUCUUUCUCUCCCUCCCUCUCCCCUCCCCUCUCUCUCUCUCCCUCUCAUUCUCCCCUCCCCCUCUCUCUCUCGCACCCUCCUCCCGCCCUCACACUAUUUACAGUAUAUCGACCAGAAUGUGUCAUCUCUAGCAAAAGAGAGAGAAUUAUCCUUUCUAAGCUUGUUUCCCACAAUUCCUCACUGUCCAAACAGAGCUAGACAGAAAAUACAGAGGCCUACCUCUUUACCACAGGCUACCAUUUCACAUGAAUGGCUUUAGUGAUACACUCACUCGCAUUGCAUUAAUGGCUUCCCUCUCGCUCUCUUUCUCACUUUCUACUGCUUUGCCCCCCUCUCUCUCCCCAUCUCUCCCUUUCCCUUUCUCUCUGUCUCUCUUCCAGCUGCUCUCUCUCUCCUUUAACCCCUCUCUCUCUCUCUACUUCUCUCUGCCUCUCUCUCUCGCUCCCACUCCCCCUCUUCUCUAAGUGAUGAAAGUAAGAGUGCUAUAAGACAACAGAGCGGUGUGUCUGGCUUUAUUCCAUUGGUAAAAUAGGAUUAGAUUAUCUGUCUUCUCCACUGUGUGUAGUAGGAGGCAAUGUAACAAUUAGGCUCUGCAGCAGCCAGCUGCUCUCGUCUACACUGUAGUUGUCAUGUACUACAGGGAGAGCAAUCUGCCACUGUGUGUCUGGGUGCGGCAAUGAGAGAGAGAGCGAGAGAGAGAGAAUCAAUUCAGUCAUCUGUGAAUUGACAUUGACCUUUUAGAUAGAUAACUGCUUACAAAUGCUAUCUCUCUUAUUUACAUGGGCACGUAUCUGAUAAUGAAUAAGGAGUUAUACAGAAUAGAUUGAACAGCAGAUUGGAUGGUUGAUAAUAAGAGAGCGCUCCUUCAGGCUUCUACUUACCUCUCUCUCUCUCUCUCUAUCUAUCUUUCACAACAUACAAACACACACUGCUGAAUCAGGAAUUGAGUUACAGGAUUAAAAUGUCAUUUUCUGCUUUCUAAAUACAUUCUGUACACUGAAUGUCUUCCUUUUUUCUUCUGUGCCCUUGCAGUGCAGGUCCAAAAGGAGACAACAUCUAUGAGUGGAGAUCUACCAUCCUGGGACCACCAGGCUCUGUAUACGAGGGAGGAGUCUUCUUCCUAGAUAUCGCCUUCACACCUGACUAUCCCUUCAAACCACCCAAGGUACACACAUAUACACACACAGACACACACACACACACACACACACACACACACACACACACACACACACACACACGUAUGCAUGCUCAAACACACACACACGCACAAGCACACACACACACACACACUGGUAUGUAUGCUAGACUAUUGCUUGCUCAGGAUCCCAUGUUGACUGAUUUUGUUUAUUUGUAUUUUUGAAUUGGGCCUUGGGUUAGGCUUUCAGGGCUUGAAAUACUGUAAAUCUGCAUGGCACCAGCUAUUUUAGAGACAAACAUUUACAAGUGCAUCAAUGGCGCCUCUGAAACACACAGACAAGUACAUCUUUAUUUUUAGCGUGUAUUUAAGGAUGUUUCCCAUGCGUUCCAUUCUAUUUUUGAAAUCAUGAACACUGGGAUAUUCUAAAAAUAUAUCUGGCUUGCCUUGGAGAAGAUAUUUUGAGAGCUGGAAGGUUUUGAAAUAACUUUGAAGCACGUUGAGCAACAAAACAACGAUUUUAAGAGAAGAAAAUAAGAACUGACUGAGAGAGAAGCUGGUGAAUACAGUCUCUUGGCUCUGUUCACUGGCGUACUGGACACCCCCGCAGCCCCCGCAAGGCGGGGAGGCCCACCAGCUCUGGGGACCCAUGCGCCUGUCAUUGAUGUCUAAUAUCUUUUCUUUAAUAAAUCAUUUUGACAGUAACCCUCCAAAAAGUCCUUCAUAAACUGUUUUAAUUUCCAUAUGUACUAGGAAGCUAAGUGUUUGUUUCUUGGGCUUCAGGAAUGUGACUGAAAAAGUGAAAAAGAAAAAGGAAACUGAUUGAAAGUAUGAGGGGAUAUCAGUGAACAAAUGCCGUGGUCAAGGCUACGACAGCGCCAGUGCAAUGAAUGGAGUUUACUCAGGUGUUCCAAAGCGCAUAUCAGACCGAGAGCCUAAUGCUUCGUAGGUAGUUCUUUAGGAGUUUUAGUUUAGAAAACCAUCUCUCAGCAGAAGCGACAGUUACAGGGAUGGUAAAAACAGCUUGAUUGCCGUAGCAACAUCAGGGAAACUGGGCAGAAGAGAGUUGUGCUUCAAAUACAGCAGUUCUGUAACAUCUUUAAUUGAGCCUCUCAUUCUCCUUAAUUGCCAGCCUCAACACGAUACGGAAAGAGACUAACUGUAUAGGAAGCUCUGGGGACAGAUCGUCUGGAUACUGGACAGUCAAUAAAUUGGCAGAUGCAAACAGAUUAUCAUUUUUAGCAGACAACAUUUCUUGAGGACAUUAACAAAAUAACUUGUUUGCGAUUUCUUUCAUACUGGUGAACUAGCGUUUUGAGUUAUGUGGUUGCAAUAUCAACAGUUCCUUUUCUCUGGUAUACUGUAUCUUGGCAUGCAUCAUUCUAAGUUUAAAUUGUGUGCAGCGCAAUGGACAUAUAAUGCGCAAUGUCUCAGGAAAGACUCUGGGUUAGCAAUACUCAGUAUAGAAAAUAGUCGGGCCCGCAACCUGGACCUACUGGCUGUAGGGGCCCGGAAUCCGACCUUAUGGGGGGGUCCAGAGAAUAUGCGUUACGCCAGUGGCUCUGUUCUGUGUUAUUAUUGAGAAAAUACUCUAUGCUGGUGCAUUGGUUGGGGGUCGGCCCUGAGAGAGUUUAGUUUAGUGAUUGCCUCAGGAUGUGGGGCCUCUCACUGUCUGUCUGUCUCUCUCCAUCUGUCCCUUCCUUUCCUCUUCUCUCUCUGCCCUCUGCUGACUGAGGAUGAAAGAAAACAUAUCUGCUGCUCUGAGAGCCAGGCCUCCCGCUGUGUUGUUUUUACUGCCUGGCUGUGCACAGGGCUGCAGACACACACACACACACACACUCCUAUAGCUGCUGUCUGAGAACAGGGUACACAAACACCACAGACUAGAUUAGCAGAUCCCCUCCACACCUUGGGAUAGCCUGGGAGAUUAUGCCGUUUUUUUGGAGCACAGUUUCCACAAGCAGGCCAGCAUGGUUAGUCACUCAUAAAGUGAUUGAGAGAGAGUGAGUCAGCUAGGGAGGUAGAGGGGGAGAGCGAGAGUGUGUUAUCCCUCCCCUGUUCAGGCAGGCAGCCCAGAGGUCAGAGGUGGCUCCCUAAUGAUGUUUAGUCUCUUGUCUUCCUGAUGUUUCAUUCCACUUCUUCUGUGUUACUGGUACAAAGAGAUGCUCAGCACCCGAAGGACUGGAAAGAGUACAUAAACCACAGGGUGCAUUGAUCUACAGAAACGUUGUUGUAUCCUAGGUGACGUUCCGUACCAGGAUCUACCACUGUAACAUCAACAGUCAGGGUGUGAUCUGUCUCGACAUCCUGAAGGAUAACUGGAGCCCCGCCCUUACCAUCUCCAAGGUGCUGCUGUCCAUCUGCUCCCUGCUCACUGACUGCAACCCUGGUGAGUGACAUCCCAAUCAACCAAUCAGAGAGAGAGAGAGAUUCUCUCUGAAAAAUCUCUUGAAAAGAUUCUCUCCGAAAAAUCCUCUGCAGUAUCAUCAACAGCAGACUCCAACAUUUCCUCAGUGAAAACAAUGUCCUGAGCAAAUGUCAAAUUGGCUUCUUACCAAAAUACUGUAUGACAGACCACGUAUACACCCUGCACACCAUUAUUGACAAACAAACAAACCCAAAGCAAAGUCUUCUCAUGCUUUGUUGAUUUCAAAAAAGCUUUUGACUCUAUUUGGCAUGAGGGUCUGCUAUACAAAUUGAUGGAAAGCGGUGUUGGGGGGAAAACAUGUACACAAACAACAGGUGUGCAGUUAAAAUGGACAAUAAACACACAGAUUUCUUUCCUCAGGGCCGUGGGGUGAGACCGGGAUUCAGUUUGAGCCCCACCCUCUUUAGCAUAUACAGUGAGCUCCAAAAGUAUUGGGACAGUGACACAUUCUUUUGUGCCCAAUAGAAAUGAAUUGUAAAUAAGGUAUUGUGUCAUUUUGGAGUCACUUUAGAAUAUGUCUAAACACUUCUAAAUUAAUGUGGAUGCUACCAUGAUUACAGAUAAUCCUGAAUUAAUCGUGAAUAAUGAUGAGUGAGAAAGUUAGAUGCACACAUAUGUAAUUUCUAAAUGGUUCACCCGAUAUGGAUGGAAAUACCCUCAAAUGAAAGCUGACAAUCUGCACUUUAAGCUCAUAGUCAUUGUAUCGUUUCAAAUCCAAAGUGCUGGCGUACAGAGCUAAAACAACAACAAAAUUGUCACUGUCCCAAUACUUUUGGAGCUCACUGUAUAUCAAUGAAUUAGCGAAGGCACUAGAACAGUCUGCAACACCCGGCCUCACCUUACUGGACUCUGAAAUAAAAUGUCUACUGUUUGCAGAUGAUCUGGUGCUUCUGUCCCCAACCAAAGAGGGCCUAAAGCAGCACCUAGAUGUUCUACACAGAUUCUGUCAGACUUGGGCCCUGACAGUCAAUCUCAGUAAGACAAAAAUAAUGGUGUUCCAAAAAAGGUCCAGUAUCCAGGACAAUAAAUACAAAUUCUAUAUAGACACCGUUGCCCUAAAGCACACAAAGAACUAUACCUACCUCGGCCUAAACAUCAACACCACAGGUAACUUCCACAAGGCUGUGAACAAUCUAAGAUACAAGGCAAGAAGGGCCUUCUACGCCAUCAAAAGGAACAUAAAACUAGACAUCCCAAUUAGGAUCUGGCUAAAAAUACUUCAAUCAGUUAUAGAGCCCAUUGCCUUCUACAGUGAGGGAAAAAAGUAUUUGAUCCCCUGCUGAUUUUGUAUGUUUGCCCACUGACAAAGACAUGAUCAGUCUAUAAUUUUAAUGGGAGGUUUAUUUGAACAGUGAGAGACAGAAUAACAACAUAAAAAUCCAGAAAAACGUAUGUCAAAAAUGUUAUAAAUUGAUUUGCAUUUUAGUGAGGGAAAUAAGUAUUUGACCCCUCUGCAAAACAUGACUUAGUACUUGGUGGCAAAACCCUUGUUGGCAAUCACAGAGGUCAGACGUUUCUUGUAGUUGGCCACCAGGUUUGCACACAUCUCAGGAGGGAUUUUGUCCCGCUCCUCUUUGCAGAUCUUCUCCAAGUCAUUAAGGUUUCAAGGCUGAUGUUUGGCAACUCGAACCUUCAGCUCCCUCCACAGAUUUUCUAUGGGAUUAAGGUCUGGAGACUGGCUAGGCCACUCCAGGACCUUAAUGUGCUUCUUCUUGAGCCACUCCUUUGUUGCCUUGGAUGUGUGUUUUGGGUCAUUGUCAUGCUGGAAUACCCAUCCACGACCCAUUUUCAAUGCCCUGGCUGAGGGAAGGAGGUUCUCACCCAAGAUUUGAUGGUACAUGGCCCCGUCCAUCGUCCCUUUGAUGCGGUGAAGUUGUCCUGUCCCCUUAGCAGGAAACCCCCCCCCAAAGCAUAAUGUUUCCACCUCCAUGUUUGACGGUGGGGAUGGUGUUCUUGGGGUCAUAGGCAGCAUUCCUCCUCCUACAAACACGGCGAGUUGAGUUGAUGCCAAAGAGCUCCAUUUUGGUCUCAUCUGACCACAACACUUUCACCCAGUUCUCCUCUGAAUCAUUCAGAUGUUCAUUGGCAAAUUUCAGAUGGCCCUGUAUAUGUGCUUUCUUUAGCAGGGGGACCUUGCGGGCGCUGCAGGAUUUCAGUCCUUCACGUUGUAGUGUGUUACCAAUUGUUUUCUUGGUGACUAUGGUCCCAGCUGCCUUGAGAUCAUUGAUAAGAUCCUCUCGUGUAGUUCUGGGCUGAUUCCUCACCGUUCUCAUGAUCAUUGCAACUCCACGAGGUGAGAUCUUGCAUGGAGCCUCAGGCCGAGGGAGAUUGACAGUUCUUUUGUGUUUCUUCCAUUUGCGAAUAUUCGCACCAACUGUUGUCACCUUCUCACCAAGCUGCUUGGCGAUGGUCUUGUAGCCCAUUCCAGCCUUGUGUAGGUCUAGAAGGAUUACUUUAUACUAUUCCAGGUAUUCCUUAAAGAGGUAGGGUUUCAAGUGUCUCCGGAAGGUGGUCAGUGACUCCGCUGUCCUGGCGUCGUGGGGGAGCUUGUUCCACCAUUGGGGUGCCAGAGCAGCAAAUAGCUUUGACUGGGCUGAGCGGGAACUGUGCUUCCAUAGAGGUAGGGGAGCUAGCAGGCCAGAGGUGGAUGAACGCAGUGCCCUCGUUUGGGUGUAGGGUCUGAUCAGAGCCUGAAGGUAAGGAGGUGCCGUUCCCCUCACAGCUCCGUAGGCAAGCACCAUGGUCUUGUAGUAGAUGCGAGCCUCAACUGGAAGCCAGUGGAGUGUGCGGAGGAGCGGGGUGACAUGAGAGAACUUGGGAAGGUCGAACACCAGACGGGCUGCAGCGUUCUGGAUAAGUUGUAGGGGUUUAAUGGCACAGGCAGGGAGCCCAGCCAACAGCGAGGUGCAGUAAUCCAGACGGGAGAUGACAAGUGCCUGGAUUAGUGCCUGUGUAAGGUAGGGUCGUACUCUGCGAAUGUUGUAGAGCAUGAACCUACAGGAUCGGGUCACCGCUUUGAUGUUAGCGGAGAACGACAGGGUGUUGUCCAGGGUCACGCCAAUGUUCUUUGCACUCUGGGAGGAGGACACAAUGGAGUUGUCAACCGUGAUGGCGAGAUCAUGGAGCGGGCAGUCCUUCCCCGGGAGGAAGAGCAGCUCCGUCUUGCCGAGAUUCAACUUGAGGUGGUGAUCCGACAUCCACACUGAUAUGUCUGCCAGACAUGCAAAGAUGCGAUUCGCCACCUGGUUAUCAGAAGGGGGAAAGGAGAAAAUUAAUUGUGUGUGGUCUGCGUAGUAAUGAUAGGAGAGACCAUGUGAGGAUAUGACAGAGCCAAGUGACUUGGUGUAUAGAGAGAAUAGGAGAGGGCCUAGAACUGAGCCCUGGGGGACACCAGUGGUGAGAGCACGUGGUGCGGAGACAGAUUCUCGCCACGCCACCUGGUAGGAGCGACCUGUCAGGUAGGACGCAAUCCAAGAGUGAGCAGCGCCGGAGAUGCCCAACACGGAGAGGGUGGAGAGGAGGAUCUGAUGGUUCACAGUAUCAAAGGCAGCGGAUAGGUCUAGAAGGAUAAGAGCAGAGGAGAGAUUAUUAUUAUUAUUAUUAUUAUUAUAUAGUUAGCUUUAGCAGUGCGGAGAGCCUCCGUGACACAGAGAAGAGCAGUCUCAGUUGAAUUACCAGUCUUGAAACCUGACUGGUUUGGAUCAAGAAGGUCAUUCUGAGAGAGAUAGCAGGAGAGUUGGCUAGAGACGGCACGCUCAAGAGUUUUGGAGAGAAAAGAAAGGAGGGAUACUGGUCUGUAGUUGUUGACAUCGGCGGGAUCGAGUGUAGGUUUUUUGAGGAGGGGUGCAACUCUCGCUCUCUUGAAGACGGAAGGGACAUGGCCAGCGGUCAAGGAUGAGUUGAUGAGCGAGGUGAGGUAAGGGAGAAGAUCUCCGGAAAUGGUCUGGAGAAGAGAGGAGGGGAUAGGGUCAAGCGGGCAGGUUGUUUGGCGGCCGGCCGUCACAAGUCGCAAGAUUUCAUCUGGAGAGAGAGGGGAGAAAGAAGUCAAAGCAUAGGGUAGGGCAGUGUGAGUAGGACAGGGCAAUCGCUCAAACCUUCUCAUUAUUUCCCCCCCUCCCCCAGUCCCCAUUCCCCCGUGGCCCCCUUCUCCCCAGGCCCCCUCCCCCAUGCCCCCUCCCCCCAUGGCCCCCUCUCCCCCUCCAGGCCCCCUCCCCCCGUGGCCCCAUCCCCCCCAGACUCCCUCCCACAGUGCAUAGUGGGUUUGGAGCACUUGUUGUUGCUGUGGGCCCUGAGUCUAAAUGCCCUCCCCACUGCCUCCCCGUGACCAACUCCCCCUUCUCCCCUUCUCUCCCCUGAAGGUGUCUUUAUUAAUGCGGUAGUAGGGAUCUAGAGGAUCAAUGGGAUAUUAUGGGAUAUAGUUCAUUAAAGAAGGAGAGCGCAGAAUGACAGUUAAUUAACCCUCGCAGGCGUAAUAAUUGUAUAAUUCCUGGCUGCCAGGGUUGGGGUGCCACAAGGAGACCCUGUACGGGGCUCUGUAGCUCUAGUGUGUUUUCACCCCCAACCUGAGCCUUGCUCUGCUGGGGCUCCGGCCCCACUGCUGCUCACCCAACCUGCACAUGGAGCUCGGCUGGGGGGCUGCCAUUUGAAUGAUUCUGAAUGUUGCACCUCCCUGAAUACACCCCAGGUCAGAGUUUCACUGUGAUGUGCUGUGCUGUAAAGGGAAUAUGUCUCUGUCAUCGUGCUUCACCCUCCUGUCCUGUAGUACUAGAUAAGCCUGCUGUGAACACUUGAUUUAGAUCUCUCUAUGUCAUAUAAUUAUGGAGUAUCCUACUUCAGAUAAACAAGGCUUGGCAAAUUUGGUUUUUUAAAUGUGGGUUGUUAAAGGCUAUAAAAUCACAGUUAAUGGUAGAAAAUAGUGUAUUUAUCUAAAUAGUUGGGGCGACAGUUUAUCUGACAAACACACAAUGGAUUUGAUUAAAUGGAAUGUGAUUUAAUGGUGGUUAAAAUACUCUAAUCUAUGUUGUUCUCCCUCCUCACAGCUGACCCUCUGGUAGGAAGCAUCGCCACCCAGUACACAACCAACAGACCAGAGCACGACAGGAUAGCCAAACAGUGGACCAAGAGAUACGCCACAUAGACUGACA
Molecule: messenger RNA, 41486 nt
Organism: Coregonus sp. 'balchen'
Lineage: Eukaryota; Metazoa; Chordata; Actinopteri; Salmoniformes; Salmonidae
Source: the annotation of a GenBank genome assembly